AUGUCUGAAAUUAUCAAUAAAGUGGUUUCCCACUUCUCCGAGCACCAUAUUGAUGUUGGUCUCCCCACGCUUGAUAGACCCUUUGGUAUCUAUUUAUGGGACGUGUUCACAGUUUUCUGUGUCAAGUCUUUUGGCUGGGAUCCCACUCAAUUCGAGUUCACUUCAAAUGAGGGUCUUCCUUUCACUACUCUUAACGAGGUUAUUAUUGCUAUUGUCACUUACUAUGUGGUUAUUUUCGGAGGACGUGCUCUCCUUAAAGCUGUCAACGCGCCAGUCAUCAAGAUCAAUUUCAUUUUCCAAAUCCACAACUUGUUCUUGACAAUCUUGUCUUUGACUUUGUUCUUGCUCCUUGUCGAGCAAUUGGUUCCUAUUGUCGUUCGUCACGGUAUUCUGUACGCCAUUUGUAAUACCGGCUCGUGGACUCAACCUAUUGUUACCAUCUACUACCUCAAUUACUUGACCAAAUACUAUGAAUUGUUCGAUACCGUUUUCCUUGUGUUGCGUAAGAAGGAUCUUACUUUCUUGCACACAUACCACCACGGAGCCACUGCCUUGUUGUGUUACACUCAAUUGCUUGGCCGUACCUCUGUUUCCUGGGUCCCCAUUGUUCUUAACUUGUUUGUCCACGUUAUCAUGUACUGGUACUACUUCCUUGCCGCUUGCAAGAUUCGUGUUUGGUGGAAAGAGUGGGUUACCAGAACUCAAAUCAUUCAAUUCAUUAUUGACUUGAACUUUGUCUACUUUGCCUCUUACACCUACUUCACCUCUACUUACUGGCCCCACUUGCCCAACAUGGGCAACUGUGCUGGUGAGGAGUUUGCCGCUAUUUACGGCUGUGCUAUUCUCAGUUCCUACUUGGUCUUGUUCAUCUCCUUCUACAUUAGAGUUUACACUCAAAAGGGAGGAUCUAAGAAGACUGCCUCUACCAAGGAGAAGGUUGCUGAGCAAGUUGGAAAUGCUGAGUUGGCUGCUGCUGAAACCACUGGCCGUAUUACCAGAUCUGCCGCUGCUCGUUCCAGAAAGGCUUAA
Molecule: messenger RNA, 1029 nt
Organism: Sugiyamaella lignohabitans
Lineage: Eukaryota; Fungi; Ascomycota; Dipodascomycetes; Dipodascales; Trichomonascaceae
Gene: ELO2
Product: fatty acid elongase ELO2
Exons: 1
Coding region: 1-1029 (342 amino acids)
Biological process (GO): fatty acid elongation, polyunsaturated fatty acid; fatty acid elongation, monounsaturated fatty acid; sphingolipid biosynthetic process
Cellular component (GO): endoplasmic reticulum membrane
Molecular function (GO): fatty acid elongase activity
Source: RefSeq, a predicted model, not a curated record